Molecule: messenger RNA, 588 nt
Organism: Prunus armeniaca (apricot)
Lineage: Eukaryota; Viridiplantae; Streptophyta; Magnoliopsida; Rosales; Rosaceae
Source: the annotation of a GenBank genome assembly
AUGGAGUGUGCCCCAAGCCAAUGUACUCUGAACGUCUGCCGGGCGAUCAUGUGUUUUGACAAUCUGAGUUGUUUCUUCAAGCUAAAUCUGGCGGUGCAGGAGUUCUUUUACUUCUUCGAAGUGAAACGCUAUGAGAAUCUUAGACAAGAACCUCAUGUACGAUAUGCCGACGUGUUGGAGUUCAACGGAUUAUGGGAAGGCGAGGAGGAGUCUUCUCCCGAACUCCUUGAAAAAAGGAAGGUUGAUGCCAGGUCCUCCAAAGAUGAAGCUACAAAUGUACGGGCAAAGGAUGUGUCUCAACUGAGGAAAAAGCCGAGACUUCCUUCUGCUAUGAUCAAGUCUUCUUUGAAAGAGGUCUCAUUUGCUAAGAAGACUCAAGUGCGGGCUUCUCCUUCGUCUUUCAGGGUCAAGCAUCUUGUCGACGCAGAUAGCAAAAAUAUUGGAGGCAUGUGGAAUGUUCGAGACAUUCUGCUCAAGUCUCCCACUGACCAGCUCAAAGAUUGCAAUCUACCCUACAAAGAACUCUGUUCCCGAACUGGGUCGCCUGUCAAGAAACAAAGAUCUACUGACAUUCCUUCUCGAAGUUAA